AUGUCUUCAGAGGAUGGCAAUAGAAGAAUUAGCCAUUAUAUAAUUCAUACCAUGCAUUACAUAGUUAAAUUAUGUUUAAGAAUAUUUUCAAGAAUUUUAAGAAUUACUUUAAUGGAGUUGUGUUGGAGUUUUGUAGUAUCAAUUAUAAUAUUCAUAGUAUGGACAUGGAAAUGUGAAGUUGUGAAAGACAAUACUCAAAAUCCUGUGAUAUUGUGGUGGACUUCGGGAUUUCCUGGUACGUCAGAGACGAUACAUUGCCCAAACCAAAUAAAAUGUGAUGUUUUUAGCAACCAAAAUAUAAGCAAUCUCCAUGAUGUUGAGGCAUAUUUGUUCUAUGCAAGUGGUAUUAACUUUGAUGAUUUACCUCUGCCCCGUCGUCCUAAGGAAGUGAUUUGGGGUUUAUACCACGAAGAGUCGCCAAGAAAUGUGGAAGAAAUGAUGCAUGAAGAAAUAUUGAGCUUAUUUAAUUUCUCAUCAACAUUUAGUCGGUACAGUGAUGUUCCAUUUCCUUUGCAGUAUUUAAAUGCAAUAGAUGACAUAACAAGCUUAAAAUAUUUUGUAUCAACAACCGAGAAAAAUAAACACUUAAAAACCAUUUCACCUGUAAUGUAUCUUCAAACAGACUGUGAAACAUCAACUGAACGAGAUGCAUAUGUUAAAGAGUUGAUGAAAUUAACAAAUAUUGAUUCUUAUGGUGCUUGUUUAAAUAAUAAAGAAAUGCCAGCUAAAUUCACAGAAGACUAUUUAAAUAAUUUGAAUGACGACGAGUUUCUGCACUACAUAGCUAAGUAUAAAUUUGUGAUUGCAAUAGAAAAUGGUGCUUGUGAAGAUUAUGUCACAGAAAAAUUUUGGAGAGCUAUCAAAAUUGGUUCAGUCCCCAUUUAUUUCGGUUCACCCACAAUAAGAGAUUGGUUGCCUAAUAAGAAGUCAGCUAUACUGUUAGAAGAUUUUCCAACCACAAAAAGAAUGAAUGAUCAUAUAACUACAUUGAUGAAUAAUGAUAGUCUAUAUGAGACAUACCUUGAACAUAAAACCAAGGCACUAAUAACAAAUCAUAAUCUUUUGGAAGAAAUUAGGUUAAGACCUUAUCAAGUUGAUCCCUUAAAAGUAGCGCAAAAUUUUGAAUGUUUUAUAUGCAAGAAACUACAUCAAAAAAGAAAAGGCAUAAUAAAAGAAAGCAUAGUGAAUAAAAACCAUUACAACUGCCCAAAACCAAUAUCAGCUCUCACUUUAGAGGUGAAUCCUUCAAAUUCAUGGGUGCAUUCAUUUGAGACUGCAAAACGUAAUGUAGGUAGGAUACAUAAAGAGGUAAUAACUACUAGCUGA
Molecule: messenger RNA, 1326 nt
Organism: Parnassius mnemosyne (clouded apollo)
Lineage: Eukaryota; Metazoa; Arthropoda; Insecta; Lepidoptera; Papilionidae
Source: the annotation of a GenBank genome assembly